AUGGACAUUCGGACUCAUGUUACGUGUCCACUAAGGGGCCCCUUUUCCCCAGAACAUGAGGCAGCUCAAAUUCCAAUCAAGGAUGAUCAAGCAGCCAAUGAGGCUGCACUUGAUCUAGUGAAGAAAGACAAGUCAAGAGAAGUGAGAGCAGGGCAUGAUGGGACAUGGGCAGCUCACCCCGGACUGAUUCCAGCUUGUUUGGAGGUCUUCAACAACACCAUGGGCAAUGCACCCAACCAAAUCAAGACCGCCAAGCGAGAAGAGGCUGCGAAUCUAACCGAAGAAGACCUCUUGCAAAGGCCGAGAGGGGUUAGAACCAUGGAAGGUUUGAGGCUGAACACAAGAGUUGGGAUCCAAUACUUAGCAGCAUGGCUAACCGGGUCUGGCUCGGUGCCUCUUUACAACCUCAUGGAAGAUGCUGCAACCGCCGAGAUCAGCAGAGUUCAGAAUUGGCAAUGGCUCAAGUAUGGUGUGGAGCUGAAUGGAGAUGGGCUUGGUGUGAGGGUGAACAAGGAGCUGUUUGGGAGAGUGGUGGAGGAAGAGAUGGCUAGGGUUGAAAGAGAGGUUGGGAAAGAGAAGUUCAAGAAAGGAAUGUAUAAAGAGGCUGCUAAGAUCUUCACUAGGCAAUGCACAGCCUCAACACUUGAUGAUUUUCUCACUCUUGAUGCCUACAACAACAUUGUCGUUCACCACCCUAAGUUGACACCAUCUAGGCUUUAA
Humulus lupulus (European hop) is the source of this 720-nucleotide messenger RNA. RefSeq names its product malate synthase, glyoxysomal-like. Gene Ontology annotation, cellular component: cytoplasm. The coding region runs from base 1 to 720 and encodes 239 amino acids. Gene Ontology annotation, biological process: glyoxylate cycle. Gene Ontology annotation, molecular function: malate synthase activity. Lineage: Eukaryota; Viridiplantae; Streptophyta; Magnoliopsida; Rosales; Cannabaceae. The record is from RefSeq and is a predicted model, not a curated record. The transcript is spliced from 2 exons.